CAGAGAGAAGAAAAGCAAGUUGAGCGCCUAAGAUGUGAGAGAUCCACUCCUUUCUAAAGGACCAUUGUUUGCAAGAUGGAUCGAAGUAAACGAAAUUCGAUAGCAGGAUUCCCUCCACGCUUGGAGCGUGUUGAAGAUUUUGAUGGGGGUGGUGGAGGUGAUGGGACUGUUUCCCAGAUGGGCAGAGUUUGGACCUCUUCAUACAGGGCCUUGAUAAGUGCCUUUUCAAGACUUACUCGACUUGAUGACUUUUCCUGUGAGAAAAUCGGAUCCGGGUUCUUCUCUGAAGUGUUCAAGGUUCGGCACAAAGUGUCUGAUCAGGUAAUGGCUUUAAAGAUGAACACACUAAGCAGCAACAGAGCAAACAUGCUGAAAGAAGUCCAGCUCAUGAACAGGCUUUCACACCCCAACAUAUUAAAGUUUAUGGGCGUCUGUGUACAUCAAGGACAACUGCAUGCACUUACUGAGUACAUCAACUGUGGUAACCUGGAACAGCUGUUAGACGGUAACCAGCACCUGCCGUGGACAGUGAGAAUGAAACUGGCUCUGGACAUUGCUCUGGGACUGAGUUACCUUCACUAUAAAGGCAUUUUUCAUCGGGAUCUGACAUCCAAGAAUUGUUUAAUCAAGCAUGAUGAGAAUGGAUAUUCUGGUGUAGUUGGUGACUUUGGUUUAGCGGAGAAAAUCCCCGACUACAGUGAGAAGCUGCCUGUGGUGGGCUCUCCUUACUGGAUGGCGCCUGAAGUGCUGAGAGAUGAGCCUUACAACGAAAAGGCGGAUGUGUUCUCGUAUGGGAUCAUUCUUUGUGAGAUUAUAGCCAGGAUCCAAGCAGAUCCAGACUAUCUCCCUCGCACAGAGAAUUUUGGCUUGGAUUAUGAUGCCUUCCAGCACAUGGUGGGAGACUGUCCUCCAGACUUUCUCCAGUUGGCCUUCGACUGUUGUAAUAUGGACCCAACACUACGGCCUUCAUUUGUGGACAUUGUAAAAACACUGGAGGAUAUGCUAAGCCGUUUAAAAAAUGAAGAGGCUGAAAGAGAGAAGAAGCUCUUAAAUCUUGACAGUACAGAGAGAAAACCCAUCUCUGUUUCCAAAGGAUUUUCAGAGAGAGGACAAGGAGUUAAAAGGCUAAGUUCACUGGAUGACAAGAUUCCUCCCAAGUCACCACGUCCACGGCGUAACAUUUGGCUAUCACGCAGUCAGUCAGACAUCUUCUCCCGUAAGCCUUGUCAAAAGAUAAACGUCCAGGAUCCCUACUACACGCCAACCAAAGGGGGAAGCCGGAAAGUCAACCCUUUCAAUGCUAGGGAAGACCUGAAAGGGGGGAAAGUCAAAUUUUUUGACAUGCCAAGCAAAUCUGUGAUAUCACUCGUAUUUGACUUGCACUCUCAAGAGGAAGGGGGAUACCUGAAGAUGAGCCAGCCACAGCUCAGGCAAACCUUCAGCGCUGAUGGGCAGGAACCCACCUUCCUCCCUUGGAGACGUUGUAGAUCACUUCCUGUCUCUCCUGAACUUGUGCACAAAGAAUAUAGCACAUUUGGGGAUCUGUCUUCAACAGUUGGCAGGUGUGAUCCAAACCAGCUGGGGGCUGAGGUGCGACAAAAGUUACUGAGCAGCAGUAAAUAUGGAGUGUCUGAGAUCCCCCCUUUUCAGGCCAAAUAUCAUAGGCUGGAGUCUCCUCCUUCUGUGCAAGAAGAAGAGAUGGACUGUUCUGAUGGACUAGAGCCCCAGGAUGAAAAUGGGUUCUUUCCCAUGAAAAAUGCAGUUGAGGAGCCAGAAUUCAGAAAGACCACAGGGCAAAUUCUACAAGACUCCCAGAAUGUGGAGGACAUCUUGGUACAGAAUGUAGCCCAUUCAGAAGAUAAACCCUCAGAGGCUUUCAUGAGCUCUGAAGAUAUGGAGGUAGAAGAUGAAACACAAAGGAACAUGCCUUCCACUAGGCUGGAGUCUUCCAAACUGUUCAGUGUUAACCCUUCCUCACAGCUAGGCCGAGAAACAUCUCUGUUUGAGGUAGUAGAUAGUGACACAUCAAAUCGAGUUUCUUCGCCAUCGUCAAAUACACCAGCAGCAGUAAGUGAACAGUCAAAAUGUGACAUUUAAAAGUCCAACUAGAGUGACACACUCCUCCCAAUACCUUAGAAAGCUAAAACCAAUGUAAAAACGCUCUAGCAAGUUGUAGCAACUAGUUUGGAGGUUGCAAAAACGUUAGUUGGAGAGAGACUACAUGUGUGGAAGUACGUAUGACAGAAUGAUCCCUCAGCUUACCUCAGGAAGCAAUUAUUGUAGGCAGAAGGGGUGAACCGCAUCUCUGGGAUGUAUAGAGCAAUGUGAGGGCAAUAAUUCCUGGGAAAGAUGAUGGAAUCCUUGAUCUGCCCUGGCUUAGAAGCCAUUCUUCUG
Molecule: messenger RNA, 2394 nt
Organism: Euleptes europaea (tarantolino)
Lineage: Eukaryota; Metazoa; Chordata; Lepidosauria; Squamata; Sphaerodactylidae
Gene: TESK2
Product: testis associated actin remodelling kinase 2
Exons: 10
Coding region: 76-2097 (673 amino acids)
Biological process (GO): actin cytoskeleton organization; protein phosphorylation
Cellular component (GO): cytoplasm; nucleus
Molecular function (GO): ATP binding; protein serine/threonine kinase activity
Source: RefSeq, a predicted model, not a curated record